Ictidomys tridecemlineatus (thirteen-lined ground squirrel) is the source of this 6781-nucleotide messenger RNA. It is a transcript of the gene Crb2, whose product is annotated as crumbs cell polarity complex component 2. Gene Ontology annotation, molecular function: Notch binding; calcium ion binding. Gene Ontology annotation, biological process: Notch signaling pathway. NCBI's taxonomy places the organism in Eukaryota, Metazoa, Chordata, Mammalia, Rodentia, Sciuridae. The record is from RefSeq and is a predicted model, not a curated record.
GGGACCCGGGGGGUGCCGAGCUGCCGGCCGCCGGCUCCCACAGCGGCGGGCAGAGCGGCGCUGCCAUGGCGCUGGCCGGGCCUGGGACCCGGGACUGCAGGCCCCUGGCCCCCCUCCUGCUGCUGCUGCUGCUGCUGCUGCCGCCCUGGGACCCUGCGCUCGCCCUCCUGGCUGGGACGGUGCCUUCAGAGAUCCGGGGUGACUGUGCCUCAGACCCGUGUGCUCCAGGGACCCAGUGCCAGGCCACAGAGAGUGGUGGCUAUACCUGUGGGCCUGUGAAGCCUCAAGGCUGCGCCACUCAGCCAUGCCACCAUGGUGCUCUGUGUGUGCCCCAGGGUCCAGAUCCUAAUGGCUUCCGCUGCUACUGCGUGCCUGGUUUCCAGGGCCCGCACUGUGAGCUGGACAUCGAUGAGUGUGCAUCUCGGCCCUGCCACCAUGGGGCCACCUGCCACAACCUGGCAGAUCGCUAUGAGUGCCAGUGCCCCCUUGGCUAUGCAGGAGUCACCUGCGAGGCCGAGGUGGACGAGUGCGCCUCUGCGCCCUGCCUGCAUGGGGGCUCGUGCCUGGACGGCGUUGGCUCCUACCGCUGCGUGUGCGCGCCGGGCUACGCAGGCGCCAGCUGCCAGCUGGACAUCGAUGAGUGCCAGAGCCAGCCGUGCGCGCAUGGGGGCGUGUGCCAUGACCUGGUCAGCGGGUUCCGGUGUGACUGCUCAGGCACGGGCUACGAGGGCGCGCGCUGCGAGGAGGAGGUGCUGGAGUGCACAUCGGACCCCUGCGCCAAUAACGCAUCUUGCCUCGAGGGCCUCGGAAGUUUCCGCUGCCUCUGCUGGCCAGGUUUCACCGGAGAGCUGUGCGAAGUGGAUGAGGACGAGUGUGCUGCUGGGCCGUGCCUCAACGGUGGCCUGUGCCUGCAGCGCUCAGACCCAGCCCUCUACGGGGGUGCCCAGGCUGCCUUCCCGGGCGCUUUCAGCUUCCGCCACGCUGCUGGCUUCCUGUGCCGCUGCCCUCCAGGCUUUGAGGGGGACGACUGCAGUGUGGACGUGGACGAGUGUUCCUCAUGGCCAUGCCUCAACGGAGGCCACUGCCAGGACUUGCCCAACGGCUUCCAGUGCCACUGUGGGGAUGGCUAUGCAGGCCUGACGUGUCAGGAAGAUGUGGACGAAUGCCUGUCAGGGCCCUGUCUCCAUGGUGGAACCUGCGACGAUGCUGUGGCAGGCUACAUCUGCCAGUGCCCAGAGCCCUGGGGUGGACAUGACUGUUCUGUGCAGCUCACUGGCUGCCUGGGCCACACCUGCCCACCCGCUGCCACCUGCAUUCCUACCUUCAAGUCUGGGGUCCACAGUUAUGUCUGCCACUGUCCCCCUGGUACCCAUGGGCCUUUCUGUGACCAGAAUACCACCUUCUCUGUGGUAGCUGGAAGCCCCGUGUGGGCAUCAGUGCCAGCUGGUGGCCCCCUGGGUCUGGCACUGAGAUUUUGUACCACACUGCCUGCUGGGGCCCUGGCUACUCGCACUGACACCCAGGGCAGCUUGGAGCUGGCACUAGUGGGGGCCACACUUCAAGUCACACUGAGCCAUGGUACCCAUGCACUUGUCCUGAGUCUGCCAGACCUCACCCUGAACGAUGGCCACUGGCACCAGGUGGAGGUGGCACUGCGCCUGGGGAACCUGGAGCUGCGACUGUGGCAUGAGGGCUGCCCUUCCCAUCUCUGUGUGGCCUCUGGUCCUGUGGUCCCAAGUCCCACAGCUUCAGUGGCCCCCCGGUCUCCUGGGCCUUGCUCUACGCAGCUGGGUAGCUCGGCCUUUGCUGGCUGCCUCCAAGAUGUGUAUGUGGACGGGCACCUUCUGCUGCCUGAGCAUCUCAGUGACAAUGUCUUCUUGGGCUGUGAGCGCCAGGAGCAGUGCCAGCCUCUGCCCUGUGCCCAUGGAGGCACCUGCGUGGAUCUGUGGACUCACUUCCAUUGCGACUGCCCCCGGCCUCAUAGCGGACCCACGUGUGCUGACGAGAUUCCGGCUGCCACCUUUGGCCUGGGGGGCACCCCGAGCGCGGCCUCCUUCCUGCUCCCUGAGCUGCCAGGCCCCAACCUCACCGUGUCCUUCCUGCUGCGCACUCGGGAGCCUGCCGGCCUGCUGCUCCAGUUUGCCAAUGCCUCGGCCGCCGGCCUGACGGUCUUCUUGAGGGAGGGCCAGGUCUGGGCAGAGGCACUGGGCAGUCCUGCUGUGCCGCUGCCUGGGCGCUGGGAUGACGGGCUCCGUCAUCUGGUGACACUCAGCUUCGGGCCUGACCAACUGCAGGACGUGGGCCAGCAGGUGCACGUGGGGGGGAGGCCGCUCCCUGCUGACAUCCAGCCCUGGGGUGGGCCCUUCCGAGGCUGUCUCCAGGACCUACGACUCAAUGGCCUCCACCUCCCCUUCUUUCCUCUGCGGCCGGAGAACUCCAGUCAGCUCAGUGAGCUGGGCGGCCAGGCCCAGAACCUCACCCGGGGCUGCGUCUCUGAGGACAUGUGCAGUCCUGAUCCCUGUUUCAAUGGUGGAACUUGCCUUGUCACCUGGAAUGACUUUCACUGCACCUGCCCUGGCAAUUUCACGGGGCCUACAUGUGCCCAGCAGUUAUGGUGCCCCAGCCAGCCCUGCCUCCCGCCUGCCACCUGUGAGGAAGUCCCGGAUGGCUUUGUCUGUGUGGCUGAGGCCACGUUCCAGGAGGGCCCCCCGGCUGCGUUCAGUGGGCACAACAUGUCGUCGGGGCACCGGCUCAGCGGGCUUGCGCUUGCCUUCCGUACGCGUGACACCGAGGCCGGGCUGCUGCGCGCCUCAGCUGGCGCCCAGGCUGGCCUCUGGCUGGCGGUGCGCAACGGCUCGCUGGCUGCUAGCGUGCGCAGUGGCCGCGGCAUGUCGGGCGCAGUACUGCCGGCUCCCGGGCCGCGGGUGGCCGAUGGCGCUUGGCACCGAGUGCGCCUGGCCAUGGAACAACCCGCGGCCGCCGCCUCUCGCUGGCUGCUGUGGCUGGACAGCGCCGCGACACCUGUGGCGCUGCGUGGCCAGGCGGGUCACCUGGACUUCCUGCAGGGCCUAGACGCUGCGCGCGUCCUGUUGGCCGAGAACUUCACCGGCUGCUUGGGCCGGGUGGCGAUUGGCGGCCUCCCAUUGCCUCUGGCAGGACCGCGGCCCGGCGUGUCCCCAGGUCCCCGAGAGCACUUCGCGGUCUGGCCAGGGUCGCCUGCUCCGCGCCUUGGCUGCCUCGGCGCGCCGGUGUGUGCAUCCUCUCCCUGCCUGCAUGGCGGCGCCUGCCGCGACCUCUUUGACGCCUUCGCCUGCGCCUGUGGCCCGGGCUGGGAGGGUCCGCGCUGCGAGGCUCCAGCCGACCCUUGUCGCUCCGCGCCUUGUGCCCGCGGACGAUGUCACGCGCGCCCAAACGGCCACUUUGAGUGUCGCUGCCCACCGGGCUUCGCGGGCCCGCGCUGCAGGACACCUCUCUUGCUGGAGAAAUGCAGCUUCAACCUCACCUGCCUUGAUGGUGACACCUGUGAGGGCGGACCCCCAGGCACCAACUGCAGCUGUCAGAAGGGCUUUGCUGGCCAGAGGUGUCAGAACCCCACACCGCCCUGUGAAGCCAAUCCUUGCUUGAAUGGGGGCACCUGCCGGAAAGUGGAUGGGGCGUAUGAAUGCGUCUGCAGCACCAGAUUCUCCGGCCAGUUCUGCGAAGUGGUGAAAGGCCUGCCUCUGCCACUGCCAUUCCCACUGCUGGAGGUAGCUGUGCCUGCUGCCUGUGCCUGCCUCCUCCUCCUCCUCCUGGGCCUCCUCUCAGGGAUCUUGGCUGCCAGAAAACGCCGACAGUCAGAAGGCACCUAUAGCCCAAGCCAGCAGGAGGUGGCUGGGGCCCGGCUGGAGAUGGACAGUGUUCUCAAGGUGCCACCCGAAGAGAGACUUAUCUAGACCAGCCUGGCUGCUCAUGCCAGGCCCCAGAGAUCCUGCAGGAUUUCUACCUGGUGACCCAAGGAGGCCACUACAGGGCCCAGACAACCACUGGGAGUGUCCCAUAGCUGGCAGCUCCUGCCUCUGCCCCAUCAUGGACUGAGGAACAGGGGAGCAACUCAGGGAAGCAGAGAGGGGCCUGUGAGGUGUGAGCUUUGCCACCUGACCUGCCGGGAUUUGCCUUGGCAGAUGCUCAGCUGUGAGUGGGAGGGCACCAAUGAGUGCCCAUGGUGUGCCAGGAGUGUGUGUGGGGGGACAUGCAGCCCCACAGACUCCAUUGUGAGUGCUCUGACGAGGUCACGGAUGUGUCCACCGCCUCUUAUAUAUGUGAUUGUGACUGUAGUGGGAGCAGAUAAUCCCAUGGGGGGUGGUGGCUGCUCUGGGGGUGUGGAUACCCUGGAUAGCUCUGGGGCAGGGGCAGCCAAGGCUACAUGUUUUGCAGAAGUCAGUCAGGGCUUGCCCAAGCAUCAAAUCUUUAAUUCUGGCCCCUUCUCUCACCUCCAAGGGCAGCCCGUGCCCUGGAGACAGCUGGGAGACUGGGUGGGGGUGGAGGGAGUUCAUGGAGGCCGAUCAAGAUCCUUUAGACAGAUCCGUCUCUGUCUGGUGCCAGAGCCAGUCCCACAAGGGAAGCACAGACCCCUGGACCCAACGUCUGUGCAGGGCAGGCCAGCUGAAGCAGAGGACCCGAGUCCUGAGCUCUCCCGCCUGACUGUGGUCAUUUGUAGAAACAGGAGGGCCCCCUGCCUACCUCACAAGGGCUGUUGUGAGGAUCGAGGGGCUAGUAAGGGGGAAAGAAUUCGGAAAGUUGUUAAACUGCCAUCUGAUGUGAAGGACUGUCUGGGUUUCCUUUUAGGUAUCAGGAGGUGUUGUCUCCCCUAACUAGAGCAAGGGGCCUGGCAAGGAGGCCAGAGGGGCACUGAGAGGAAGGAGCAGUGUCCCCUUCUCCCCAGCCCUCACAAACCUACCUAGAUCUUCAACCCUGGCUGUUCUUAUGCCUGCAGGCCAGUCUCCUAAGUGUCUGGCUGUUGGGAUGACUCAGGGAAAGGACUGGAAGGAAGCCCUCAAAGUUUGCAAACGUCAGUUCAGACUGUGUUGGGGCUGGGCCCUCAGAGGCGGACUCAUGAAGAAUUUGCUACAUCCUGUCAUGGCUCAGCACAUUGUGACCUUGGAUCAGAGUGGACACCCUCCUGAGGGCCUGGCUUCCUCUGAACCUCAUGGAGUCCCCCCGCGACCUGGAGAUGUGCUCUUUCGUCCUUGUUUCCCAGGCUAGCACCUUCUGUGAUUGUGGGCUCCAAGUGCCAAGGCCAGACCACAUAUUUUACGCUUCCAAGUUGGAGGCUGACUUUACCUGGCGCCCCUUGAGGUCUCAGCCAUCUCUAGAAGGCAUAGGAUUGGGGGCACUCGAGGCUCAGUUGAAGCUGAGAGCCCUGAACACCAGGCUGUUUGGCCUUAUCCUGUAGGAGGUGGGGCUGCCUUUCCCCAGGUCUUUGUAUGACCCUGGGAGAGGAGAGGGCAAGUUGGCUCCUCAGAUGGGUUACCAAAGUCCUAGAUUUGAAACCUGUGCUAGCUGCAGACUUCUUAGAAGAGACACUUCAUGUGGAAUGCCAACAUAUAGACAAAUCACAUUUCAACUUAAUUUUGGUGACAUUGGCCACUGUGGGUGACUGGUCUAGAUCUCUCCUCCAAACUUUAGUGCCCAACUAGGGUACUGUCCAAUCCAAGGCUCUGCCCUUGCUGGUGAGAGAUCUGUGGGGGUGACUUUCCAGGGGUCUCUUUGAACUUGUUCUGUCCUGAAGCCUGGGUGCCCUUGGCACUGUUGGUGGCUGUUAUCCCUGCUUCGUGGUCCCAUCAGGACUGUGUGGACUGUCAACCAGCCCAUACCAUGCUCUGCCUGGAGGGAAGUGAGUCACUGGCUCAGAGCUCCAUGGGCACAGGUGUUGGAGUUGGCCAAGGGCAAAUCCUGCCCCUUACCUGGCCUCUACCUUUGUAUGAGGGAUGGAGAAGAUGGCUAAGGGCCUGCUCAGGGGGCUUCCCCUCCCCCAGAGCUUCCUUCAAGGAUACAAGUAUUCCAGCCUUUUCCCCAAGACUUUAUUGAAUUCACACAAAGUUCAUCCUUGGGUUUGUAAAUUCCGUCCAGCCAGCAAAGAAGACAUCGGUGCUCAUGUGAAUAGGGAGCACAUGACAGCAGCCACCCAGCCCAACCAGGGGGACUGCGGGGUGCCUUCUGCUUCCUGGGCUACCCAGUGCCUCUGUUCAUCUUCUGCCCCCUCUGUGGGGGGCUUCCCUGUCCUUAAUGGGGCCUGGAGUCUGCCCAGGGCAGAAGAGUGGAACUGGGACUUGUGCCGAUACACCUGAGUGCCUGAAGGAGGGACCCAUGUGGCCCAGGUGAGACCUGGCUCCCCAGCAACCACAGAACAUUACCAAGAUAGGAGAGACUUGUUAUUCUUGGGUCAAAUGACACAGGAGGCCAGGCAUCACUGAUUUAUGAGCAGUGGCAGUGGCCUCCCACCUCUCGGAUGUAGAGGAAGCUCCCUGGAGUGAUGGGGACCUCCAGGGACCCCUUUGACCCUGUCAGACACCCCCAGGCAGAGGGGAGAGGGACUGUGUCUGACCAUUCACAAAUAGGAAAUGAGAAAUCAGGUCAAAAUGCUCACAAUUUCCUGUAUGUCUCAGAUGGUUGUUUUCUUAAAUGGUUGGGUCUUAUUUUAACUUGGUUUAUUGAAAGGAGUCAAUUUUCAAGAUUUAUCAAAUCAAUAAAGUAAAAAAGAAAAGAAAGAUAAAAGAAACAAUAACAAAAUAUUUCAAUUUAA